AUGUCAAAAGAUCAAAAGAGAGAGACGAGAGGUGGGAAUACUUUUUCUGUGCAAAAUUCUCUAAUAAUUCUAAAAACAAAUGAGAAUCUAGUAUUUAAUUUGAAUACUUGUUUGCACUGCCGAGGCCGAUAUAAAUUAAACUGAACGACUUAUUUUAUAUAGGAAUAAUAUUCAAAUUCCAUCGAUAACUUUGUUCAAAGUUCAAGUUCAUGAUGCUAAAAUUAAGGUUACUCCCGCAAGUAACCUCUGUACUAAGACGCACAAUGUCCACCCAGGAACCAGAUGUGAUAUUCGAAACGCUCAAUAACGCUGGCAUCAUUACAUUGAACAGGCCUAAAGUUUUGAACUCUCUAAAUACAUCGAUGGUUACAAAAUUACUUCCACAGCUGCAGGAGAUGGAAAGUAGUAAAAGGCUAGUCAUUAUCAAGGGGGCAGGAGAUAAGGCCUUCUGCGCUGGGGGGGAUGUUAAGGCAGCUAUUGAUAAAGUGGAAGGCCGUAUUUUCUUCCAUACAGAGUAUAAUGUUAACUAUCUCAUAGGUAAAUACAAAAUCCCAUACAUAGCAUUUAUAAAUGGGAUAACAAUGGGAGGAGGCUUGGGUCUCUCAGUGCAUGGAAGGUACCGGGUGGCGACAGAAAAGACAAUGAUAGCCAUGCCCGAGACUAAGAUUGGAUUGUUCCCUGAUGUCGGUGGAUCUUACUUCUUGCCGAGGUUGCAGGUUAACUUGGGACUUUAUUUGGGAUUAACAGGUGAUAGAUUAAAAGGCAAGGACGUAGUUAAAGCUGGCAUAGCAACUCAUUUCGUAUCAAGCAAGAGGUUGUAUGAAUUAGAGAAACUGUUAUCAAGGUGCACCAGUGAAAUAGAAGUUGAUAAUUUACUGAACAAAUUCAAUGAGCCGCCCGAGGAAUUCUCUCUUGCACCUAACAUCAAACACAUAAACUACUGCUUUGCUGCUUCCACUGUUGAAGAGAUCAUUGAGAGGCUGGAGAAAGUGCAGAAUGAUUGGUCGGUUAAAACUCUAGAGACACUCCAUCAGAUGUGCCCCGGCUCGCUGAAGAUCACGAUGCGAGCGUUACAGCGCGGCGCACAGCUGGACCUGCCGCAGUGUCUCCGCAUGGAGUACCGCGUCGCGUGUCGGGCCAUUGAGAACCACGACUUUCCCGAAGGCGUCCGAGCUUUACUUAUCGACAAGGACAACAAACCUCAAUGGAAUCCCAAGACUUUAGCCGAAGUGGACGACGAUUAUGUAGAAAGUUACUUCAAGAAACUCCCGCAGGAUAGAGAGCUCCAGUUCUUCGACGCUAAGCUUUGAGUGAAACGAAUCUUAUGAGUUAUGACCUCAUAUUAUAUUAUGUUGUAAUAUCUAGUAUAAAAUUGCUUUAUCACCCUUCCUCUGUUACAAAAACGGAGCUCUACACCUGUGAUUAAAGGCCGAUUCACACCAAUUGCGUACACGUGACACGUGCGUAGUGACGCGCGUAAACCCCUAACACACGGGUGACGCAUACGUCCACGCUUUACGCAAGCGGUGUGCCAUGUUUCAUACAGUUCCAUACAUUACAACGCAAUGGUAUGCGCUACGUCUACGCUUACGCAGCCUGUGUGAACGAGCUAUAAAUGUAAUGCCUUCUUAGGAAAGUUAAAUGCUUGUUAGUGCAGCUUACAAGACCUACAAACAUACAUGUACAAAAGUGUAUUGAUUUACUGAAAGUUUCUCAGAAAUGAUAAAGCAAUUUUAUGGUUGACUACCUAUUCAAUUAUUAUGACUUUCAGUCAUACAAAAGAAUCAAUUAUGUAUCCAGCUUAAGAUGUUGCUAUGUAAUAUUUUUAUAUGUAAAAUUUUGAAGACUUAAAGCAUUUAUAAAAGUGAUGAAAAUUUUAGGACAGUAAUAUUGGAAAUAUUGCUUAAAUGUAUCAUAGUAAAAAGUAAGUAUAAUAUAUAUUUGAAAUUCGUGAACAAACAAAACAUGUAGGAAGGAAAGUAGAGACUUAGGGUGAGAUCUAUAGAGCGUACUUUGAUUUUGUUCAGCUUAAGACAGAGUUGAAACGAGACAGAUAUAUCUCUCACAUAAAUCUGUCUCGUUUUAACUCAAUUUCGAUUCGAUUCCCGGCAGGAGCAAUUUGGGGAUUUUUAAGUCCGAGCAAAUCAAAGCAUGCUCUUAUAGACCUCAGCCUAUAGCAUGAAACAAUUUAUCUGAUACAGGGUGUGUGAGGCAUUUACUUAAAAAAUAAUUACUUAGUUAUUUUAAAAAAGAUCGAAAUAUACACGAAAUAUUUUUAAUAAGACCCAUUGCAUUAUUACAAGACAUAUUCUGCCAAGGUCGGUGCUGACGUGAAGGGUCCCGCAUUUUAGGGUUCCGUGUAAUGUUGCUAAUCCGGAUGGGAAUAUAUUAUUGUUAUACCUAAUUAUUACAUCAGUCAUUUUUUAGACUUGCAUAUUUUGAUAUUUUUAUUGCAUGCGUGCCUAAAAAAUAUAAUACCUACUACAAUUUUUUAUAAUUAAUGUUAGUAAAAUAGGUACAUAGAGUAAAUACACAGACAUAAAGAAAAAGGUAGACGGAGGUGGCGACCAAACUAUUCAUAAUUUUAAGACUAGCGCUUAUAACGCCAGCGCAUAUAAGGUCCACUUUGUUUUUAAGUUCUACAUUAUGUACUAUCGAUUUUUAUUUCACAAAUUUUUCACUCUUCAGAGUUAUGUGCGUUAAGUAUAGUCAAGUAUACUCCGUAGAGUACUACGAAGUAGAGUUUUCCGUACUACUUGGUCACCCAAAAUGGUUGACACUUAUUUUUGUCUUUGUCAUUUGUAUGGUAUUACGUAACAGAGAAAACCCUACACUUACUUCUCCCUGAAUAGAUUAUACCCACCUGACUCGUACAUGUAUAAAUUCGUAUUUUAUCUCGACAAUGUUGAUUGAUUUCCAAUUUCGAAACACUAUAAAAUUGACCUAAAAGUUGAUUGACUUUCAGGUCAAUUUAGUCAUUUAUUCAGUAGUGUCUGCUUGGGGUGCUGGCUGUAUAUGUAUUGGCGACAAACUCGAAAUCUACUCGAUCUCGAUAUCGAGAUGUACGAAUUCAUACUAAGGGUGCUACCGAUUACCAGAUACCGAUAUUUCUCCAUACCUGGUACGAGACGAGCUUUUGUUUUUGAAAAUUAAAUUCACUAUAGAGACUAUUAAACCUUCUGUCUCAUUUAUUGGUGUCCCGUUUAGUCUACAUUUCUCUUUAAGUCUGUGGCUAAAUGUUAAGUGUAAAAAAUAAAAACAUAUUUUAUAUUCUUUGUACCGUUUUUGUACCUUUAUUUGUAAUCAUAAAACUACUUUUAUAAGAAAUAAGUGCCUAAGUGGAGUUAUGUUAUGUAGUAAAAAGACUGUUCACAGAUUUAAAUGAAUAAAGACCCUAACUACA
This is a messenger RNA of Maniola jurtina (meadow brown), 3403 nucleotides long. RefSeq names its product 3-hydroxyisobutyryl-CoA hydrolase, mitochondrial-like (gene Hibch). Gene Ontology annotation, molecular function: 3-hydroxyisobutyryl-CoA hydrolase activity. The transcript is spliced from 6 exons. The record is from RefSeq and is a predicted model, not a curated record. NCBI's taxonomy places the organism in Eukaryota, Metazoa, Arthropoda, Insecta, Lepidoptera, Nymphalidae. The coding region runs from base 210 to 1310 and encodes 366 amino acids. Gene Ontology annotation, cellular component: mitochondrion. Gene Ontology annotation, biological process: L-valine catabolic process.